Salmo salar (Atlantic salmon) is the source of this 1403-nucleotide messenger RNA. RefSeq names its product myeloid leukemia differentiation protein homologue (gene mcl-1). The record is from RefSeq and is marked provisional. Gene Ontology annotation, biological process: regulation of apoptotic process; mitochondrial fusion; extrinsic apoptotic signaling pathway in absence of ligand. Gene Ontology annotation, cellular component: mitochondrial outer membrane. Lineage: Eukaryota; Metazoa; Chordata; Actinopteri; Salmoniformes; Salmonidae. Gene Ontology annotation, molecular function: channel activity; BH domain binding.
CCGCACCAGACUCACUGUUGUAGUUAGCAGUCAACGAUGGGUGGUAUUUGAGCAACAAACUAGCUAACCACUAGCUUUUCGUAAAAUAACAGCUAGAACUGUAUAUUUUAUUUAUUUUUCAAAAGCUUGUUUCUUUAUCUAAACGUUAGGCCAAGAUGAGUCUGUCGAACUCGAUUACACGAGCCACAACUACGAUGUUGCAUUUUCAAAAUGGAGGAUCUUCGUACCUAGCUGAUGAUGCUAGGCCGUUGUACUAUUUCCAGGGGGCUGGGGCCAUAUGUGCUGGGGCGUCACCGAAGUCUAAAGUGGACUUGGGAAAUGGGACUGGCGAUACUCCACCACGACCCACGACGUUAGGAGUGAAUGUCGUGAAAAGCAACGGCCUCGAUAAUCAUUUGUCAGACCGAAGCAACAAUGACGACUCUUUGCCGUGCACUCCCCAGAUGGCGUCAGAAUGUGGGCCUGAACUAUCGAAUUGUCCAUCGGGCGAUGAAGUAUUGGAACAUGAUACCAGACAACUCAUUGAGAAUUUUUUGGGGGACUACACAGGACUGUCUCAGCCUCGAUGGACGCAAAGCAAGCCUCUUACGACGAUGAAGCGAGUGGUGGAGGACGUAAUAGCAAAGCACCGAUACGCAUACAAUGGUAUGGUCGCCAAACUUGACUUGGAUGACCGAUGCGAUGACAUGGGCGUCAUCAAUUCUGUGGCCAAGACCAUGUUCAGUGACGGGAUCACAAACUGGGGUCGCAUCGCCAGCCUGGUGGCAUUUGGAGCAGUGGUGAGCCAGCACCUGAAGGAGAGGGGCAGGGGACACUGCGUUGAGUUGGUGGGCCAAGAGAUUGCCAAAUACCUCCUCUCUGACCAAAGUGACUGGCUGAUCAAAAACAAUGCUUGGAAUGGAUUUGUAGAGUUCUUUCAUGUACAAGAUCCUGAGUCCUCAGUAAGGAACACCCUCCUAGCCUUUGCUGGAGUUGCUGGAAUUGGGGCAACACUCGCCAUGUUCAUCAGGUGAAUUGAACUAUAAAAGACUUACCUGUUACUUUUUUUCAACAAAGAAAAUGGACUAUUCCCGCAAGUUCUCUGAAAUCCUUAUAUCACCAUGGUUGGAAUGACUACCCAGUGAUGUCCUGCUUAGACAAAGAAGAGGGUCAGUCUGUUGGAUUAUAAUGACGGACUGAAUUGGGACGGUGCUUUGGUGUCAAGCUCAAGUUUGCUUUCUUUCCGCAUCAAUAUUUUGGUGCCUUUUUUUGUUUGAGGGGUCAUUUGAGGAUAUUUGGUAGUUGUCGGCAAGUCUCCAAAUAUAUUCAUCUGACAACUUAAAUCUAAUGGACUUGUUAAAUUGCGCUUUUAUUUAAUGUAAAAAGUACAGACAUUUUAUUUUUGUAAUAAAUGUAUAGUUGAA